ACAAUAUGGCCGAACACAUGUAGUGAGAGAAUAGUGUUGUCGCCAAUCUGCAAAACACUAGAGGAUUUUACUGAAUUUUUAACAUUUCAGAGUCGUUUUGAAAAUCAAAACAUGACAAAAUGGACUACAGUGAUGCUUGAGCAAGAAAGGUCUUGUCUUUUCUUACAAAACAAGAACACACAACGGAUUUGACCUGAAAUGAAGCCGACCUGAAAUACCGCCUCUCAUCUGUUCGAAGCGUUCGAGUGAAUCAACUGAAGAUCAGCAUGAACCGCAAGAAAGACAAGGGCUUUGAGAGCCCAAGACCAUAUAAACUAACCCAUCAGGUUGUCUGCAUAAACAAUAUCAACUUUCAGAGGAAGUCUGUCAUUGGUUAUGUGGAGCUGACUAUCUUUCCGACAGUGGUAAACCUGAACCGCAUUAAACUAAACAGCAAACAGUGCCGAAUCUACAGGGUCAGAGUAAAUGACCUUGAGGCUCCGUUCAUUUACAACGACCCCACGCUGGAGGUCUGCCAUCAUGAGUCCAAACAGAGGAACCUGAACUAUUUUUCUAGUGCUUGCACAGCAGCAGUCAGUGCUGUGGACCCAGACGCUGGGAAUGGAGAGCUUUCCAUUAAAGUCCCAUCAGAACUCUGGAAGCAGGGAGAUGAGAUGAAAGUUCUGAAGGUGUACAUUGAGUUCUCACUGGAUCAGCCGAAGGGAGGACUACACUUUGUGGUACCUGAUGUGGAAGGAAGUAUGGCAGAAAGAGCAGCACACGUCUUCUCCUUUGGCAACCAGAAUUCCACACGGUUCUGGUUUCCGUGUGUUGACUCAUACUCAGAGUUGUGUACAUGGAAGCUUGAGUUCACAGUGGAUGCCUCUAUGGUGGCAGUGUCCUGUGGGGAUCUCAUGGAGACGGUUUAUACACAUGACAUGCGCAAGAAGACCUUCCACUACAUGCUACCCAUCCCCACUGCGGCCCCUAACAUCUCUCUGGCUGUGGGGCCCUUUGAGAUUCUGGUGGACCCGUACAUGCAUGAGGUGACUCAUUUUUGCCUGCCUCAGCUCCUACCUUUGCUGAAACACAGCAUGUCAUACCUGCAUGAGAUCUUUGAAUUUUAUGAGGAGAUCCUCACCUGUCGUUACCCGUAUUCCUGCUUCAAGACGGUCUUUGUGGACGAGGCUUAUGUGCAGGUCUCAUCAUAUGCCUCCAUGAGUAUAUUCAGUACCAACCUCCUGCACAGCGGUUUGAUCAUAGAUCAGACCCCUCUCACCAGGCGCUGUCUGGCUCAAGCUCUGGCCCAGCAGUUCUUUGGCUGCUUCAUCUCUCGAAUGUCCUGGUCUGAUGAGUGGGUUUUGAAGGGAAUUUCAGGAUACAUUUAUGGCCUCUACCUGAAGAAAACUUUUGGAGUCAAUGAGUAUCGUCACUGGAUCAAGCAGGAACUGGACAAGAUUGUGGACUAUGAGCUAAAGAUUGGUGGAGUCCUGCUACAUCCCACCUUCUCAGGAGGAAAAGAAAAAGACAAUCCAACACCCCACCUGCACUUCUCCAUCAGACACCCCCACACAUUGUCCUGGGAAUAUUAUAAGAUGUUCCAGUGCAAAGCCCACCUGGUCAUGAGGCUCAUUGAGAACAGGAUCAGUAUGGAGUUCAUGCUGCAGGUGUUUAACAAGCUCUUGAGUCUGGCCAGCACUGCAUCGUCCCAGAAAUAUCAGUCUCACAUGUGGAGCCAGAUGUUGGUAUCCACCUCGGGAUUCCUCAAAUCCAUCUCCAACGUGUCAGGAAAGGACAUCGGACCCCUCAUCAAGCAAUGGGUAGAUCAGAGUGGGGUGGUAAAAUUUUUUGGCAGUUUUGCCUUCAACAGGAAAAGAAAUGUCCUGGAACUAGAGAUCCGUCAGGACUACACAUCAUCUGGAACUCAGAAAUACGUGGGCCCCAUUAAGGUGACAGUACAGGAGCUUGAUGGGUCUUUUAAUCACACCCUGCAGAUAGAGGAGAACAGUCUUAAACAUGACAUUCCCUGCCACUCUAAAAGCAGAAGAAACAAGAAGAAAAAAAUCCCUCUGAUGAAUGGAGAGGAAGUUGAUAUGGACUUAUCAGCCAUGGAUGCUGACUCUCCUCUGCUGUGGAUCCGAAUCGACCCGGACAUGUCCAUUAUGCGGAAGGUUGAGUUCGAGCAGGCGGAUUUCAUGUGGCAGUAUCAACUGCGGUAUGAGAGGGAUGUGGUGGCCCAGGAGGAGGCUAUCCACGCACUGGAGAAAUUCCCCACACCGGCCUCACGACUCGCUCUCACGGAUAUUCUAGAGCAGGACCAGUGCUUUUAUAAAGUCCGCAUGCAGGCCUGCUUCUGUCUGUCUAAGAUUGCUAAUUCUAUGAUGAGCACUUGGACUGGCCCCCCAGCCAUGAAGUCUCUCUUUACACGCAUGUUCUGCUGCAAGAGCUGCCCGAAUAUCGUCAAGACCAACAACUUCAUUAACUUUCAGAGCUACUUCCUGCAAAAGACUAUGCCUGUGGCCAUGGCUUUGCUUAGAGAUGUCCAGAACCUUUGUCCCAAAGAGGUCCUGAACUUUAUUCUAGACCUCAUCAAAUACAACGACAACCGGAAGAAUAAGUUUUCUGAUAAUUAUUAUCGUGCUGAGCUGAUUGAUGCCUUGACAAACUCGCUGACACCUGCAAUCAGCAUUAACAACGAGGUUCGCACGGUUGACAACUUGAACGCAGAUGUCCGUCUGAUCUUGGAGGAAAUUACUCGCUUCCUUAACAUGGAAAAACUGCUGCCAAGCUACCGUAACACCAUUACUGUCAGUUGCUUGCGGGCCAUCCGCAUGCUACAGAGAAACGGCCACAUUCCCAGUGAUCCCAGUCUGUUCAAAUUGUAUGCUCAAUACGGCCACUUUGUGGAUGUGAGGAUUGCAGCACUGGAGGCUGUAGUAGACUAUACCAGAGUUGAUAGGAGUUACGGCGAACUGCAGUGGCUUCUGGAGCUGGUGCAGAAUGACCCAGUCCAUUACAUAAGGCACAAGAUUCUAAGCAUGAUGGCCAAGAAUCCACCUUUCACCAAAGCAGCAGAUUCGCCAUUGUGUAAUGAAGCUUUAGUGGACCAGCUGUGGAAGUUGAUGAACUCAGGUACCUCUCACGAUUGGCGUUUGCGAUGUGAUGCAGUGAAUUUGUACUACACUCUUUUUGGACUGACCCGGCCGUCCUGUCUGCCACUGCCAGAGCUGGGUCUUGUACUGAACCUGAAGGAGAAGAAGGCCGUCCUCAACCCCACCAUCAAAUCUGAACAGGGCCCUGGAGGUUCAGAGGUGACCCCGACCAUGACCUCCACCAGCACUCUGGAGGAGGAGCAUGUUGUCAUGGAACCAGCUAUGAGUGGCGUUGCCAUGGCCCCACAGGGUUUAAAGAGGAAGGCGGAGACUCCGUUAGGUUCAUCUCCUGAACCGGGACAGGUGAUGCAAGAGGAGCCCAGUGUUAAAGUAUCUGUGAAGAGCAGGUUCCCCACACAGGAGGAGGAAGAUAUCGAUAUGGAAACAGUUCACGACAGCCAGGCAUUCAUCUACCACCAUCUGAACAUGCUGGAGAGACCUUCAACUCCAGGUAAAGAACCAUCUUCAGUGGAGCAGCCCAUGUUGUCCAUGCCAGGAACACCCAUGCCCAUAUUGAGCAAGGAGAGCAUGUCCUCCAAACAUGGAGAUCACCACCACCAUCAUCAUCACCACCACGAACACAAGAAGAAGAAGAAGAAACACAAGCACAAACAUAAACACAAACACAAGCAUGAGAGCAAAGAUAAAGACAGAGACUCUCGUGCCUUCAGCAACAGCCCUGCUAGUGGUCGUUCCAUUCGUUCUCCAUCUUUAUCUGACUGAAAAUACACAUUUUAAGCAUGUUCGUGGUUCGUUUUUUUUUU
Molecule: messenger RNA, 3895 nt
Organism: Myxocyprinus asiaticus (Chinese sucker)
Lineage: Eukaryota; Metazoa; Chordata; Actinopteri; Cypriniformes; Catostomidae
Gene: taf2
Product: TAF2 RNA polymerase II, TATA box binding protein (TBP)-associated factor
Exons: 26
Coding region: 267-3854 (1195 amino acids)
Biological process (GO): transcription initiation at RNA polymerase II promoter
Cellular component (GO): transcription factor TFIID complex
Molecular function (GO): RNA polymerase II general transcription initiation factor activity; transcription cis-regulatory region binding; chromatin binding
Source: RefSeq, a predicted model, not a curated record